Molecule: messenger RNA, 990 nt
Organism: Nicotiana tabacum (common tobacco)
Lineage: Eukaryota; Viridiplantae; Streptophyta; Magnoliopsida; Solanales; Solanaceae
Source: RefSeq, a predicted model, not a curated record
AUGGAGCUUAUACCGAUAACAUCAGAUAGAAUUGAAGAAAUUGCUGAAAGUUCUUGUGCUUCUCAGAAAUCAAGAAAAAGAGUGAGGAGAAAGCUGAAAGAAUCUCCACCAUGUAAAAUACUUAGGCAUGAUGCGUUGCCUGAGGAAAAAGUUGAAUUCACUGCUGUUAGAUCAUGUUCAAAGAGAUAUGGGCUGAAAUGCAUCAUAGACAAAUGUGGUUGGAAUGUACGUGCUACCAGAAUAAAAAGUUCCACACUAUUCAGGGUGAUAAAAUAUCAUAACAUCCAUGAAUGCUCGGUUGAUGCAAGAAAAUCAGAUCAGAAGCAUGUUACAUCAAAUUUUAUAAGUGAACAAAUUGUAGAACAUGUUCAAGACAAAAAGAUAGAGGUUACACCAGCCUUUGUAGAAAAUGAAAUGAAAAAGAAAUUUGGAAUCGACAUUGGUUAUCACAAGGUAUGGCGUGCUGUUCAAAAAGCUGUUGCUUGCAUAAGGGGAACACUUAAAGAGAACUACCAAAUUCUUCCUUCAUACCUACACAUGAUGGUGUGCAAAAAUCCAGGAACGUACACAAGCAUAAAAAGAGAUGUGCAGAAUAGACCCGUUAUUGCAGUAGAUGCAACGUUUUUAAAGUCCAAAUAUCAUGGUGUUCUAUUUGUUGCUGUAUCAAAGGAUGCAAACAAUCAAAUCUUUCCUCUAUGUUUUAGUGUAGUAGAAUCAGAAAACAAUGAGGCAUACAUUUGGUUCUUCGGGGAAAUGAGAAAAGCAAUUCAAAUCUGUCGUGAAUUGGUUUUCUUGUCAGAUAGAAACCAAUCAAUUGCAAAUGGGAUUAGAAAAGUUUUUCCUGAAGCUCACCAUAGUAUCUGCCUCUAUCACUUUGAGAAAAAUUUAAAGCAAAGACAUGCAAAAGCCACGGUAAUAAAUCUUUUUCCAAGUGCUGCAAGGUCAUACAAACGUGAAGAUUUUAAUCAUGUCCCAACUCAAAAGUAUUGA